Messenger RNA from Neopelma chrysocephalum (saffron-crested tyrant-manakin), 8458 nucleotides. It is a transcript of the gene STIM2, whose product is annotated as stromal interaction molecule 2. Gene Ontology annotation, cellular component: plasma membrane; endoplasmic reticulum. The record is from RefSeq and is a predicted model, not a curated record. Bases 4 to 1818 code for a protein of 604 amino acids. Gene Ontology annotation, biological process: activation of store-operated calcium channel activity; store-operated calcium entry; intracellular calcium ion homeostasis. Lineage: Eukaryota; Metazoa; Chordata; Aves; Passeriformes; Pipridae. Gene Ontology annotation, molecular function: protein binding; calcium ion binding; calcium channel regulator activity. The transcript is spliced from 13 exons.
GAGAUGUCCAUCCCUGCCCUCAGGGGCGUUCAGUUCUCCAGGAAAGUGUGGAAAGCAUUCCAGCCUUCACUUAAUUCUGUUAAGAAAAAUCCCUGCAGUUCACUUAGCCCACCAUGCUUUACUGAGGAAGACCGAUUCAGCCUAGAAGCUCUCCGCAUGAUCCAUAAACAAAUGGAUGAUGACAAAGAUGGUGGUAUUGAAGUAGAUGAAAGUGAUGAGUUUCUAAGGGAAGAUAUGCAGUACAAGGAUGCCUCUAAUAAACAUAGUCACCUGCACAGAGAAGACAAACAUAUCACCAUUGAGGAUCUGUGGAAGCGCUGGAAAACAUCUGAAGUUCAUAACUGGACUCAAGAGGACACUCUUCAGUGGCUUUCAGAAUUUGUUGAACUGCCACAAUAUGAAAAGAAUUUCAGAGAGAGCAAUGUCAAUGGAACAACACUUCCCAGGAUAGCAGUAAAUGAACAUGCUUUCAUGAUCUCUCACUUGAAAAUAAUUGACCGGAGCCAUAGACAGAAGCUUCAGCUUAAAGCCUUGGAUGUGGUUUUAUUUGGACCUCUUACCCGUCCCCCUCACAACUGGAUGAAGGAUUUUAUAUUAACAGUUUCUAUAGUUAUUGGUUUUGGAGGCUGCUGGUUUGCAUAUACACAGAACAGAACCUCAAGAGAACAUAUCACAAAAAUGAUGAAGGACUUAGAAAGUCUUCAAACAGCAGAGCAAAGUCUUCUUGACUUGCAGGAAAGGCUUGAGAAGGCACAAGAAGAGAACAGAAAUGUUGCUGUGGAAAAGCAAAAUCUGGAGCGCAAAAUGAUGGAUGAGAUCAAUGAUGCAAAACGGGAAGCUCAUCGCCUAAGGGAAUUGAGGGAGGGAGCUGAAUGUGAGCUCAGCAGGCUCAAAUAUGCAGAGGAAGAAUUAGUACAGGUUCGCAUGGCUUUAAAAAAGGCUGAGAAGGAGUUUGAGUUGAGAAGUAAUUGGUCUGUUCCUGAAGCUUUGCAGAAGUGGCUUCAGUUAACACAUGAAGUUGAAGUACAAUAUUACAACAUCAAAAGACAGCAUGCAGAAAUGCAAUUAGCAAUUGCCAAAGAUGAGGCAGAAAAGAUAAAAAAGAAGAGAAGCACUGUAUUUGGAACAUUACAUGUUGCACACAGCUCCUCCCUGGAUGAAGUGGACCAUAAAAUUCUUGAAGCAAAGAAAGCACUCUCUGAGUUGACAACGUGUUUGCGAGAGCGUCUUUAUCGAUGGCAACAGAUUGAGAAGAUUUGCGGGUUUCAAAUCGCACACAAUUCUGGGCUACCAAGCUUGACCUCCUCUCUCUACUCUGAUCACAGCUGGGUAGUUAUGCCUCGAGUCUCCAUUCCUCCUUACCCAAUUGCAGGGGGAGUUGAUGACUUAGAUGAAGAUACUCCUCCAAUAGUUUCACAGUUUCAUGGGUCCAUUGUGAAACCUCCCAGCAGCACACUGGCAAGAAGCAGUAGCUUGUGUCGAUCAAGACGCAAUGUUGUGCCAUCAUCUCCGCAGUCUCAGCACGCUUUGCACUCCCCUGACCCUGACAUCCUUUCUGUGUCGAGCUGCCCAGCUCUUUAUCGAACUGAAGAGGAGGAGGAAGCCAUUUACUUCUCUGCUGAUAAACAAUGGAUCAAAAGCAAUGUCAGCUACUGGGCGAAGAGAAGAUGGAUGGUAACACAAUUCUUACAGCAUGUUGAGCGUGUACCUACUCUUGUUACAUGGCCUCAUAGGAAAAGGUUAAAUUCCUUUUGGAAGGAGCAAAUGAGCUUGUUGAAAGGGAAGUACAGGAAACCGGUUCGGAAUGUGACUCCUUAAAUUCAUCCAUUGGAAGGAAGCAGUCUCCUCCAGCAAGUCUUGAGAUGUACCAGACAAUUUCUCCUCAGAAAGUAUCCCCAGAAGAAUUCUCACUGGAGGAAUCAUCUACGGGAGACUCCUCUUCUUUAACUGCAGAUAUUUCUAGGGGCUCUCCUGACUGUGUAGGCAUGGCAGAAACUAAGAGCAUGAUCUUUAGUCCUGCAAGCAAAGUUUAUAAUGGAAUCCUGGAGAAGUCCUGCAGCAUGAACCAGCUUUCAACUGGGAUCCCAGUCCCAAAGCCUCGGCACACCUCGUGUUCUUCAACCGGCAGUGAUAGUAAACCCAGCCAUGAAGCUGCAUCUGUCCCCAGGAUAAGUAGCAUCCCGCAGGACCUCUGCCAAAAUGGUGAAAAAAAUAAAAAGCCAUCAAAAAUAAAAAACCUCUUCAAGAAGAAGUGUAAGUGAGAUGGGCAGAAGAAAACCUAUAGUAAUAUUAUGAGAACUCUAUUUUUUACACCUUUAGGAAUGUAAUUCCAUUUGAGCAUUCCAGACUGGAUGCCCUAAUGGAAUGCUCAGUAGGUCACCUAUAUUUAACUGACUGUAAUGGUCGUGCCAGCUGUCAAUGAGAAAUCAUUAAAAAGUUCAGACAGUUUACAUUAAUUUCUGCCUAUUUAUUUCUUUUUAUUUUAGUUUGUCUUUUUCAGUGUGUUUUUUUUUUUUUUUUAAUUUGUUGGUUUUUUUAAAGUUUAUUCAUAAACCAUUUUUAAGCCACUUUGGACUCCUAAGCUUUAAUGGACUAGUAAGCCUUCCUGGGCUUGCCAAAGUUUCUUGUUUACUGGAGCAUCUUCCUAUCUUUCCAUAGAACUAGGACAUUUGUCUACCGGACUUUAACAAAAAUAAAAGAAGUAGAACUAAAUGAAUUGCACUACUGUUUUACAGACUGGAACAGUCUCUGCAAGUGAAACUGAAAGACUUGUAUUUGACUGAGAAGAUAAAUCUUUUCACUUUUAGAUCUUUUGGGGUUUUUAAGUAGAAUUUAGCAUUUCUAAUUGACUUGAUUUCUGGAAAUGGAAAUGUCAUGCUUUUAUUAUGGGAAGCUUUGUUAGAUGCAUUUAUUAUUAGAAUGGUUCAAGUCCUGCUGUAAAGAUCAUUUUUUUCCCAGGACUUUCACUGUGAUUUUACUUCACUGCAGGCUGUAUGACAAAAAAAAAGUAAUUUAUCAAGAGAAAAGGCUCUUGAUUCCUUAUGCAAGUGAUGGUUGUGAAACUUGACUGAAGACUGAAAAUAUUCACUCUCUUACAGUGAGGAGAGGAAAUAGUAGCUUUUGUUUACAGACUGAGAGACAACGGACAUUUGGGUUGUGAAAGUUUGUGCUGUGGUAAAGAUAAUAAAUUGGAAACAUUAUUGUGCUUGGGAAUGUUCCAAUUUUAGCUGAUGCUUGUUUCAGACAUGUUUCAGAGUUCCUGUUAAUUGAAAGCUGUUGUAGGCUACAUUGCUUAUGCUUACUGCUGUGUAUAAGUUAUUAUUAUAUUUUUGGAAUUAGCUAUUAUUGUCUUAAUGUCCUCCUUUUGUAAGAUUUCAUACUUUAUUUUUGUAUAGUUUGAAGAUCUAGCUGUUCAGACAUGUCUGAAGUAAAUGGUAUAAUUUUAUAAUGCAUACUGUCAUACUAACUCAUAAUUUCAGAUAUAAAGAUAGAUAUAAAGGUGAGACUUGACAUGCUUCAGAUAAAAGCAAUUUUUGUUAAGCUUUUAUAGGGAGAGAUGAAAUGACUGUGAGGUAACAAGGAAGCCUUCUUAGGGUAGUGGUAGCUAGUUGUUCAAAAACAUGUUUUUAUUUUUUUUAAACAGUUGGAGACAAGAAAUAUACUACUUAAGCAACAGUGCCUUUUAUUCAGUUUGAAAAUAUUAAUACUGAGCAGGAAUUUCUUUUGAGACAAAUUCCAAAGAAAUAUUCCCUGCUCUAGUAAACACAAGCAAUUUACCCAAUGAUAACUAAACGGUUUCAGCUCUUCCAUAGGGGUGUUAUAGUUGCCUCAGUAGCAGGUGCCAUUGCCAGGGACCUGUGAUUAGGGCCUCACUUCUUGCCAAUAUGUACGUGAUGUACUGUACGAAAGAAUUAAUUCACUGAAUGCCUAAAUUUUUUCUAGCACGGAGUCUUCAAAACUUGUAGCUAGUUGAAAUAGAGUGAUACGUGUAUUUUCUUAUCAUUCUCUGUUUAGGUUCCACUGUACAUAACCAACGUGUUAGUUCUGUCCUUGAAGUGGUGGUGAUUUUAAGAAGGCGUUUACUGUGGCUAGUGAAAUGGUUAGAAGAGGGCGGUUAUAGAAUGGGAUGGAGACCUUACAUGUGCAAGUACCUUAAAAGUCCUGGUACAUUGAUUAAUUCCAUAAGAGAACACAAUGAAUCCAGAAUUGUACUGUCUAACAAAGAAUGAUUGUAUACCAUCUAUACAGAAAAGCAUAAGAGGAAUCAACUGUUUGGCAGAGUUUGGAGAAGAAAAAAUUGGGGGGAAUAGAAAAUAAUGACAGCAUAAUAUUGUUCCAUUAUUCUCCAAAUCAUCAGAUUGAACAGCCAUAGCUUCAAAAAAAAGUCAUUGCAAGGUAACAAUGGUCCCUUUGAACAAAGAUUGUACACCCUGUACAUGGCAGAGAAGAAAAGCAGCGAUGCAAAAAGACUUGUGCCAGAGAACCACCUCAAUGCUAAGCCUUCAGAGUUGUAGUUAAAAGCCUGAUGAAGUACUUGAACAUCUACAAAGGGAAAAAUUACUUUUAUAAACUUAGGGAACUUAUAGUGCCUCCCCGACAACAUGGAGAAGGCUACUACCAGAAAAGUGUUGAUGCAAUUGAGAAGUCUAUAGCAAUAAUUGAGUUUAAAGUAAGAUCUAGGACUGAGUAGUAGAUCUUGGUGUAAGGUUUGAGGAACUCUGUCUCUAUCAUUAUCAAAAAGAUGAAGUGGCAUUUUGAUACUGGAGAGUAAAUAUUUACACAUGAAAAAAAAUCUGGUACCAAGGAGUGGAAGGUCAGCUCUUCUUAAUCCUGAUAUCAAAGUCAGGCAAACUCAAAUACUGGAAGCCAAAACAGGCAAAUUCAGUUUUCUGUAGUAAGUAUAACUAAAAAAUUAAAUGGAGGACAUGUUAAACUCAUCAUUGGCUGUGAGUUUAAGUGUUAAGUAUCUUUUUAAAAUAAACAAUUUAACUAUCUUCAAGAAAAAAUAUGGUGUUGUACAAACAAAUCAGAUGAGAAUAUCAUAGUAAUAGAUUUUGGCUUCAAAAUGGCAAACCUUUGGAGAACAGACUGCUCUCAACACUCAGUUUAUUACCAGCUGUCCUCUAACUUUAUAGCUACUUCUUAAUAAAUAUUAGAUAUCUAAAAGCUUAAAUUAAUACAAUCAGAAGUGGUGAGUACUGUAUGUUGGAGCAGAAACUAAUUUUAAGUUAAUUGAGUUGGAUUUAUUUUUUAAUUAUUUUAAUAGACCGCUUCCGUUUCUUGCUGCCUAAAUUUGUCUGCAACGUAAGUGGCUUCCACUGCUUCUAUUGCGGCUAAUGCAGAAAUUCCUGUCUUGAACCAGUUAGUGUCCUUUUAGUAAGGGGAUGUUGAGAGCACUGACACUAAGGUAGAUCCUCAUUGGCAAACGUCAAAUCCAAUCCUGAUGUUGAAGUACCUGGCAUGUAUCAACACAUCAGAAGUGAGACAAUGUGCUUCAAAGGUCCUCUGUUCUGACUCCAUUUGCUUACCAGUGUAACUUGAACUUACUGGCAGUCAGUGAGUCUAGCCAGCGUUCCAACCACUAGGAUUUCAUAAGACACAUCAGUCAUUCUAGACAAUCAUCUAGUGUCAUUAGAGAUUUUUUUGUUUGUUUUGGGUUUUUUUGUUUUGUUUAGCUUUUAUAGCUAAAAUCCAUGUUUUAUUUUAAACUCUCCAGUAUUUCAAAAGGUGAGGAUCUUUGCUUUCUUCAGUAUUUUGUUAGAGUAUUUUGUCAAGACAGCAGCCCCUUUGUGGAAAUUGCCUAAAAGGCUUCUCCCUGAAGAGGUUACCGUUUAAGUCUUUUACCUGUAAAAUGAAGAAGUGUCAAAUGUGUGGUUCUAUACAAAGAAGGAGAAGAAAAACCUUUCCACAGUUCUUACUAAAGCUAUGUGACAAUUGUUUACUAAAAGAGUAAAGGUUUUGGAAAGGCAUUUCUAGUUGCCAUGGGAAAUACUUUUGACCAGUUUACAGUGGACUUAAAGAUUAAAGCAGUUGAUUUUUUAAAAAAAUUUUAUUUUUUUUCACUGCUUGGUGAUUGAAUUUAAAAUAGAUCAUUGACAGUUCCAGGCCUAUGCCAACUUUUCUUUCCCCACUGGUACCUACGUAGCAGAUUACCCUCUACUUCCUGAUGGACAAUUUGCUGAAAGAGGGAAGAUUCUCCAUCAUAGUCUAGGUAGUAUUGUUGUAGUAAGAAUACAGUUCCUCCUUUGGAAACCUUGAAGAUGGUGAAGCCAAGAAUACGUGACUUCAGUUUUGUUAUGAUAUUUAUGGAUGCCAACUGGAGUUAGGCAUUAAUUUGUGACUGAUUAUCUAAAAAGAUAAAAUUAAUUAGAAAGCUUUCAAGAUUUUGCCCUUUUGCUUCCCAAUAUAUAGGAACAUGGCAUGCAGGAGGGAAAUGAGCUAAUUAGCGUUUCUCAUACCACCAACUUUUAGAGCUUCAGGAUAAUUUCAUUCCAUUUCCAAGAUACAUUGUUGGAGAGGGAUUACUACCUUACAUAAUGUAUACAAAGAAAUAUUUGUUUUUCAUUUACUUAAAAGCAUAUUUACAAGCAGUGGAGAAUGUAAUAAAAUACAUUUUUUUUUAAAUCAAAUAGAGGAAUUACUAGUUCUUGGACUUCUUGUCUAUUUGCUUAUCUCCUUGUACAAUAUGUUAAGUAGGGUGAACAAGCUUUUCUAAUCAGUUCCAGUUGCUCUCACUUAAGGGGUGUGUGGGUGCCUUACUAUCAUGUUUGAAAUACUGCUCUAAAGUGCUUGUAGGCAUUUUAAUCCUGGAUGUUGCAUCUUCAUUGAUUAACAGUUAAGCCCACUGUGACUGUUUCAUUCUAACUGCUACUAAAAUUGUCUACCAGUGGCAGAGAUUUUGGGAUAACUAGUAACCAAAAAAGGCUUUUACCUGUAGAGUUUGACUGCCUGACAGUGUGUAAAUGUUUAGAUAACCAUUCUUUAAGGCUUCUGUAGCUGUUCAAAGGUGUCAUACAUAUGUUUCAUUCCCAGCCCUGUACAGAUGGUGUUUAUCUGACACUCCACUUAGUUCUCUGUUGCAUAAACAGAAUGCACCAGUGGUUACAAUUGUAACAAUAUUAACCUUUAAACUGUUAUUCCUAGGUGCUCUUGCAUCUGACAUUGCUUAAGCAAGAUGGCAGUACUCACAAGUCCGCGCAUUCAGAAACACAGUAGAUUUCUGUUACCUUUUGAUUUGCUCUGCAACUUUGAAUCUCAUGUUUACCAAAUAGUGUGUGUGUGUUCGGUGUAUUUAAUGUUCCACUGAAAUGAAAGUGGGAAGGUUGUUCUCAAUUUAGAUGUUAGGGAAAGCACAUUUGAGCAAGGUAAAAAGAAAUUCCUCUUGCUCAUUGCAGAGGAUGAAAAAGAGUUCAGAGGUAUUUCAUCUGCUCCUAAGUCAGAAGACUAGGGAACACUCACAACUUAGAUUGCUGGAGGUAAAAGGUACACUCAGUCUCAACCUUUCCCAUCAGUAACUGUUUAUCCAAGAAAAAACCCCCACUUUCUUCUUUAGGUGUACUCUUCAGGGCAUUACCUUUGUAUUUCUAAUUUCUAUUCUGUUUUUGACCUAGCAUUAAGUUUAGUAGUCACAGCACUAACUUAGGUGAUUGCCAGAGCUCAGAGCAGUUUCAGAUAAAUUUCCGUAGCAUGUCUUAAUUUUGUUUUAAUAUGUGCUAAAGACAUCUAAAUUAGAACUUUUCCCUUCACAUUCCUUUUACUUUAAUUCAACUCAGUUCUUUGUGAUCUCUCUACUGUUAAAAAAAUAAACAGGUACUGAUAGUUGUUUAUAGUUUAGAGUACUAUAAUUUUUUUUCAGUUGGGAAUUACUAACAGAUAAAUGGUAAAUAGUUGCCUUUUAAAGACUAGAUCAUGGUUGGAUAUUAUAAAAACACUGCUGUACUUUAGUUGAACUAGGUAGAGCACUGACUGGUGCAAUUUGUGAAUGAAUGGUAAAUUUAUCUUUCUUAAAUAAUCCUUUGUUUGUUUAUAUGUGUCUAAAGUUAAUGCUGCACAAUUAUUUUCAGACUUGAAUUCAUUUAAAAUUAAGGUCUGUAUGUCCAACCCUACAAAAGUCAGUCUUCAGUUGUCAGCCAUCACUCCAUUCUUACAGACAUUAAUUACAAUCUUGAAUAUUUGUACUAGCAUAGUAGGUGGCAGAAUGGAUUCCUGUAAGUCUUUGGGUGGAAGGCACAGAACUUCUGAAGUGAACCCUGUAACCUGUGUUCUUUAUCAGCUUUCAAAUCCAUCUCUCAGUAAGAUGGAGUCUCCCCAGGGGAAUGUAGAUGUACUUACUGCUUGGAACUUUGUAGUUAAUUAUAUUUGGCUCUCUAAUUCUAAUAACUUGCAUGUGCGCUAUGCUUGCUUGCUUAUCAAUGGCUGACAAAAGCUAUAGGAGAUCUUGGGGGUUUGUUUUAAAAAA